Molecule: messenger RNA, 839 nt
Organism: Seminavis robusta
Lineage: Eukaryota; Bacillariophyta; Bacillariophyceae; Naviculales; Naviculaceae
Source: the annotation of a GenBank genome assembly
GAAGAACACUCCAAGACAUCGUUGCAGGUCACUUUCAUUCCACGCCAAGACUCCCAGCGCAAAAGGCUCGCGCCCCUGCGCUCCGACCUCCACAGUCUCACCCAACAGUCCACGCUCCUACAACCACAAGUUGUCGUUGUGGUCACCUCUAUUACAGCAUUGGCCCAAGGUCCAUGAGACAAUAAUAAAGCACCGUCUACUAUCGAUAGUAGUCGACAACAAACAAGAUGUCGGCACCUAGUGGGAAAAGUGUCCUCAAUAGUCGAUUCUCUUAUCAACAUGGGACAUAUCAACCUCCUCCAACUUAUGCGGAGCAACAGAAUGAUGUGUUAGUAGACACGGCCAAGACACAGUACCAGGCAGAAGGCACGGCCAAUGCGGUCCUCACACAGAUGACGCAACAGCGGCAACAGCUUACUGAUGCACAUGAUAAUGUGUGGCACAUGCGGGAGGCCACCGACAGUGCCAAGCGAGAGCUGCAGGAACUGGAUAACAAGUACCGUGCCAAAAAGUUGCGGUUGUAUAUCAUGAUUGGGUCGAUGGGACUGGCAGAUCUGAUCUUGUUUCUACGGAUUGCCCAAUGUCGUGGAGGAUUCUUCUGUUGAAUUGAAUACAACUCCAUGAACGAUGCUGUGAUACAGUAGGUACUACAUUUAUUUUUGAUGCCUUGUUAUAUAUGACAGGUCCAAUGACCAUUGUUCGGGGGUGCAGCUAUGCAUACAGAUCUUGAAGAUCGCAUCUACAGCCCCCGUAGUAGAAGAAACCCAAUAUAGAAAAUCUUGUCAAUGACUUACUCGUACCGGUACAAUUUUACAAAACAAAUUUGCUAGCUAGGAAGA